ACGCCUGGAGCCGUCGCUGGGUGGAGUCGAAGCACAAAUCUGACUACGGCAAGUUCGUCCUCAGUGCCGGAAAGUUCUACGGCGACGCCGAGAGGGACAAAGGCAUCCAGACGAGCCAGGACGCUCGUUUCUACGCCCUCUCCGCUCGCUUCGAGCCCUUCAGCAACCGCGACAAGACGUUGGUGCUGCAGUUCACGGUGAAGCACGAGCAGAACAUCGACUGCGGAGGAGGAUAUGUCAAGCUCUUCCCUGCCAGCCUCAACCAGGAGGACAUGCACGGGGACUCGGAGUACAACAUCAUGUUUGGACCUGACAUCUGUGGGCCUGGGACCAAGAAGGUUCAUGUCAUCUUCAACUACAAGGGGAAGAACGUGUUGAUUAAUAAGGAUAUUCGGUGUAAG
Messenger RNA from Acanthisitta chloris (rifleman), 401 nucleotides. Its product is annotated as calreticulin-like. NCBI's taxonomy places the organism in Eukaryota, Metazoa, Chordata, Aves, Passeriformes, Acanthisittidae. The transcript has 3 exons. The annotation marks the transcript as partial. Gene Ontology annotation, cellular component: endoplasmic reticulum membrane; endoplasmic reticulum. Gene Ontology annotation, biological process: protein folding. Gene Ontology annotation, molecular function: calcium ion binding. The record is from RefSeq and is a predicted model, not a curated record.